UCCCGCGCCAUCGCGCACGACCAACAGGAGAAACGAGGUUUUUCUAUUCUAAUUCAGUUGCGAGUUUAUUUACGAAUGAGCGUCGAGGAGAAAAAGGGAUGAGAAAGAUGAGCGAGGAAGGUGAAGAGAAGAAGAGGGACGCGGUUGCCAUUGGUCCACAUUCUAAACCAAAUCCAGACCACAUCGGCUUCCCUAUUCCGGCGACCCCUCUCGAAGUCGCCGGAACGUACCCUCCCGGUGCCUCCGCUGCAUAUCCUUACCCGGCGUCGGGCAUCUAUCCUAUAGGCGCCGGCGCAUCUUUGCCUCCUCCCGCCGUUCAAGUUCCUUACGCCACUGGUCUUCCAUACUAUAGUCAGGGAUACGGGACCGACCCUGGUGAUGCUGCUCAAAUCACGACUUCAAAAAUUGAAAGACUUCCUUGUUGUGGCCUUGGCUUUGGCUGGUUUUUGUUUAUCAUUGGAUUUUUUCUGGCUGCUAUUCCUUGGUAUGUUGGAGCUUUCAUCAUCAUUUUUGUUGGAGUAGAUUACAGAGAGAAACCAGGUUAUAUUGCCUGCUCCAUCGCUGCUGCCAUUGCUGCAAUUGCUGCUUUCUUUGGGUUGAUACAGCAAGCUGCUAGAUGGUAACUAACUACGAGCGUUAUAACGCAUUGCUUGUAUAAAUGCAUAAUUUAACCCUAAAAUUUGAAUUUUAUAUGAACUUAUUUCAUAAUCAUGAUUUAUUUUACUCUUUUAGAUGUGUUGUUUAUUAAACAGCGGUCUGAAUUUUCUUGACAUACU
This is a messenger RNA of Phalaenopsis equestris, 776 nucleotides long. Its product is annotated as 60S ribosomal protein L18a-like protein. The transcript is spliced from 4 exons. The record is from RefSeq and is a predicted model, not a curated record. Lineage: Eukaryota; Viridiplantae; Streptophyta; Magnoliopsida; Asparagales; Orchidaceae. Bases 99 to 623 code for a protein of 174 amino acids.